UAGUUCACUAUAUGUCUUGAAAGGUCAUAAGUAUAUUACUUAAGAAGUGGUUUCUAUUAUACAUACAGAAUAUUCUUGUAUUUUCUUUCAAGUUAUUACUAAAACUGUGUAUAACUGUAUUGACGGUAUUGAAAACAAGUUGUUUUAAUUGAAACUAUAAAUUUCCGGCAGUGAAUAUUAAACAACAAAGUUUUUAAAUAUUAACUUAAAAUUUGAUUUUAUAUGUUUUAACAUUAAUUUAAUAAUUUUAAUUUUAUUAUUACAAAAAGUUUUAUUCACAUUACAGCUCACAUUAACGAUUUGAAUUUAAAGUCAAAUAUUUAUUUUUAAAAAUUGCUAAAAAUAAUAAUUGCAAGCAAAAUGAUGACACAAAUAGUUUUAUUGAUGUUAUUGUUGACAACAAUCAUAACAAAUAAAUUGAUUUGUGAGGGAUUAGCCAUUAAACCCAAUUCAGCCGAUUCUUCGCAAAAUCGCAUUCUUUAUCCUAAAUCUGAAAUCAAAGAUACGGUUCGUCAGUCAGAAACCAAACCUUCACUUAGUUUACAACCGCCGAGUAUUUUAUCCGAUUAUUACAAUCAAUUAAUUCAACAAAAAGUGGCUCAAAAUAGGCCACAAUUACCUCUAGUAAAUAAUUGGCCGCAACCAGACUUAAUGCCGCCAUCCAAUAACAAUGACUACGAGGGUUUUAUUGAUGACUAUUAUAGCGACGAUACGGGCACCGGGAUGUUAAACUCAGCACAGAGUGAUACGAUUUAUGGUAGCGAUUCCUAUCAGCCCGAAGGCUGGUUCAAUGGUCCGGCAAUUUAUGACACACCAGAUAUUGGCUUUCAAAAUGACGAGUCAAAUGAUGCACAAAUGAAUGCAUUGAUGAUGGCGUACCUCUUGGACCAGUUCGACAAAAUCAACAAAAUUAAAGAUCAAAACAAUAAAAGAUCAACAAUUAGUGGCAGCGAUAGUAAUAAUAUAGGAGUGGUUACUACAACCACACAACCAUUAACUACCGAAUCUUCAGUCGCCGCUAAAAUCACAACACACGCCAUCCCUAAGAAAUUGACUGCAAAACAGUUUCGUCUUUUUCAAAGAGGACAGAAAGAGUUCCCAUUAUUAAGACCGGCUGCUGAUGAAGACAAGACUGAAUUACAACAAAAUCAAUGGCCAACAGAAUUGGAUGAAACAAAUUUAUCACAGGAGGACUCGUUGUUAAGUUUGAAACAACAAAACGGUAAACUGAGACCAGUUAGAGACGUAUUGACGGCACAGUUGGACAGUCUUAAAAAGGAAGGACCUAAAAUUCAUUAAAAUGAGUGAUACCCCGACAUAAAAACACCUAUAAUCUCCAUCUAAUCAUAAAACCAUCUCAUUUCCCAAUAAUGUUUAAACCAAUUUAUUAAACUUCUGGACACAAAACAACAACAUUCCUAAGCGAUACUACUUUACAAAAGUAUUCAAAACAAUUGUAAGAAAUCAAUCAAUUAAUUCACAAUCAGUAAAUGUUUGUAUUAUAUAUAUUUAAUAUAUUGUAUAAUGUA
This is a messenger RNA of Oppia nitens, 1529 nucleotides long. RefSeq lists its product as uncharacterized. The record is from RefSeq and is a predicted model, not a curated record. NCBI's taxonomy places the organism in Eukaryota, Metazoa, Arthropoda, Arachnida, Sarcoptiformes, Oppiidae. The transcript has 3 exons. Bases 361 to 1299 code for a protein of 312 amino acids.